Molecule: messenger RNA, 727 nt
Organism: Rosa rugosa (rugosa rose)
Lineage: Eukaryota; Viridiplantae; Streptophyta; Magnoliopsida; Rosales; Rosaceae
Exons: 1
Coding region: 311-517 (68 amino acids)
Source: RefSeq, a predicted model, not a curated record
CCCUCCAUCCCUCACUACGUGUACGGUCACAGAACUAGCCUUGCACCAGUUGCCAACGCCGUACAGGUCUCUACCCUAAAUCCCGAGCAACUCCAUCCGUCCACCCCAUGACUCGACGUCCCAUCCAACCCCAGAAACCGAAUAUGCCAUCAAAAGUUGGUCGACCUUUAACCCCUCCCAUCCAUAUAUAACCCUAAUUUUUCAUUUCUUUACUCCUCAACAAAUUUCUCAUCGGCUCUAUCCAGCUCUGCUCAUCCUCACCUCCACAAAACCAAAACCUUUCACAUUUCACUACAGGUCGAAGUCUAGCAUGGUGGUGUUUUGCUUUCUUGUGGAUCAGACGAAGCAAGUGCGGGGGAGCAAGCCGGCGGCCGGAAUAUGCUCGCGGUGCGGCGGUGGAGCUAGCGUCGCUGAUAUGAAAACCGCCACCAGAUUUUGUUACGUGCCGUUGUACUGGAAGUCUUCGAAAGCCAUCAUAUGUACUUUCUGCGGAGCAGUACUUAAAUCUUACUCAUAAUCUUUCAUCCCUUCGCCUAUACAGCUGGCCUUCUUAAUUAUCUAUGAUCAAAUUCUAAGUAAUUAAUUAGUAUUAAUUCUCAGACUUCUGUUUUAUGGAGUUUGCAGAUUCUGUGUGUAUAAAUAUACGUACAACUAGCCUCUUUCCUUGAAGGAGUACAUGAUUAUGAGUUGUUCUACCAUAUCGAAUGAUUAUGGACCAUUUAAUUAA